CGGUUUGAUAUUUGCUGAGUAGUCUACCUGGUUCGUCAUUGGUUUGGUUUUGGUUUUACAACUCUCAGCUGAAAACCACUCCAUCCCUGUCAUUCAUCUCUUGAUCGAGAAGUGAGGUAUAAUUAUAAGCAUGAGGUAUUUAAAGCCCUUUUCAAAUGUUAACCGAAAGAGAUGCAGUUCAGUCUAGGUCUGAGAUAAGGUAUCAAUUUUUUGGUCAGGUCUGAAAAAGGGAAGGAAAUAAUCAUUUAUUUUGAGCUUUUGAUAUUCAAUACAAUCACAGCAUUAUCUAAAGCACUGAUAAAAUGCACACCACUGAGUGGAGACCUUUUCUACGAUGUCAUGCUUUUUUGAUUUUUAUAAAUUCAAACAAAAAAAAUUAGGCUUACCUCUUGAUUUAUAAUGCUGAACUGAGUAAGUAUGCAAAGUUUCACAAAACCUGUUGCAAACACAUGAAAAUAUGGGAGCCCAAACUUUAUGAUGAAACGUAUGACAGGGGGCAACGAUUACCCCCUAGUAUUCAUUCAUUUUGCAAAAACUUGGCAGGUCUGCAAGUGCACAUUUUCAUGAGUUUAUAACAGAUUCUCAAAUUGAUUUAUGGUGGUGAAUUUUUGUUGAUAUGAAAAAUAUGAAAGGUUGUUGUAUUAUAUGGAAAGAGUGAAUGUAGACACAAGUUUCUCUUCCAUAAAAACUGCUUCAGGAUUUUUUCAGGAGUUAAUUUGAGACACCCGUGGACAAUCCAGGAUAGUCUUGGACAGGUUCAGAGGUCUUCUGCAUAUUUUGAAAAUCAUCAGACAUUAACUCGAUUCCUCAUCUUAACAGAUUUGCCAUUUAGUUUUGUAUGAAAGUUCAUUGGUAAACUGGUAGAUGUGGAUAACAUUGUCAAGGUCGCAAAAACUGGCUGUAAGAUAAGGAUCACACAAUUCCAAUAACAAUGCUAAACCCAAAUCUAUAUAAUCAAGUCUCGUCCGGAAAAAGAAAUCAAGUGUUUAAAACACUAACAUCAUGACCCUAGCUGACCAAAGAUCUACGAUCCGAACUUCCUAUCUGAGGAUCCACAAUUCGACCUUUAAAACAGGUAGAGUCCAGAGUCCAGGCCAAAAUUCACAGUUGAUCUGUGACCUGCCCUAUUUUCGAAAUCUGCCAAUCUGUUCAAUUUAUCGCAAAAGUCUGUAAACUGUGCGAUUUUUUAAGCCAUAUCUGUUGAUCUGCAAACCUAUUUACCCCCCUCAGUCAUUAAACUGGUACAAGUUUAAUGGCUGCCUGCUGCGUCAUGCCGGCUGCAAUAAGUCAAAUUGUGCAAUAGCUGUAGCCUGUGUUGAAGACGGAAAUCAAAGAUGAUGGUUUCCCGAGUGUUGUUUCAUCUAGGAGGCAGAUUGUUUUAUAUUUAUGGGACGUAUCAUGACUCAUACAUUGUGACGGAGGAUAGAAUGUUGUAUGGAGGACGUUUUCAGUAUCUGACCUUUUUAAAUUUGGUUUGCCAGUUGAUAUACUUUAUUAUUGCUCCCUGUGCCGAUAUUCUGACUCUUUUAAAGGGACAUGAAGACAACUGGCUUGUCAGACUUCGUGAUACAGUGUUUUGUGCACUAGCAUUUCCUCUUGGUGUGUUUGUAGCUGCCACAUUUUGGGGUAUCUAUAUGAUUGACAGAAAUUUAAUUUUUCCUGUUGCAAUGGAUGCGAUAAUUCCACCAUGGUUGAAUCACCUUUUGCAUACAUGGUGUGCUGUCUUUGUGAUUAUAGAAGGUGCCUUCAUUCGGCAUAAAUAUCCCAGGAAUUGUGUUGGCUUGUGUCUGCUGGCCACAUUUGGUGUGGUGUAUCUUAUAUGGAUCAUGUGGAUUGCAUAUGCAGCAGAAUUCUGGGUUUACCCAUUCCUUCGCAUCAUGCCCAAUUCUUUUAGAGCAGCAUUCUUUUCAAUGUCUUUCUGCAUUCUUGUCUUCUUCUACUUCUUGGGGAAGUGGAUGACACUGUUUAUAUGGGGAGAUGGAGAAGAACAGAAAUCCACAAACUCGAAUCCAAAAGAAGGCGCCAGAAAGAAAGUGAAGAAAGCAGAUUAGAAUGCACCUUGUAUCUUUAAGUACAGCUUUUGUUAAUUUUUUAGUUCUGAUUCUAUUUCGCUGAUUAUUUAUUUGCCCAUUGCAGUGCAAAUGUUAAUUGAUAACCUAAGUAAGAUCUAGGUAUAUAACCCUUGUGGGCGUUUCACUUCUUAAACUUUCUUUUAGUUAAAAAUUGUUUAAACAGUUUCUACGAGCAGAUAUAGAAUCUACAGGCAGUUAGAAGGAUCUGAUCAACUCAAAGAAAACGUUUAACAGCCGAAUUCUUCCAUGAAGAAUUAUGGAUAGGUGUACGAUAGCACUUAGAAUAAUUUUGAUUUUAAUACCAGGAGUAAAGGCGACAUUCUCUCGCGCAUCAUUUUAAAUUCUGAUUUUAUUCACUGCAGUUUUAUUAGCGCGUGUUUUGAUUGGCCAGAAUUACUCUGGUUUUGGUUCGAUUAUUAAUUCUUACUUACUAGGACACAUUUAUUUUUGAGCGGUUUUCAUUUGAGUGUCGAAAAAGUAAUUGGUUUUUCUACGCUUCAUGAUUGACUUAGAAAACUCGCCCCUUUUUAAUCCAAUCAGAAGUAAUACCAAAACCAAACGUGACUCACUUGCACGCCUUUUCCCGGGCUUUGCGUCAGAAACGUGUCUUUACUUCGAGUUUUGAUUGGUUUGUUGGGUUGUCUAUGUCCUUUGUGAUUGGCUAGAGUGAUUACUUUGAUUUUGAUUUUACGACACUCAAUUGAAAAAAAAAACAUUUUUUUAAAGUUAGUUCUGAUAAUCUGGUGGAACAUGAUGACUCUAUUAAUCUAAUAUGACUCUAUUUAAUGGAUAAAUCUAUUGUUGACCUCAAUGUAUGGUAUACAAUAAUCUGAUUGUUGUAAUAUUUCAUGAUGGUCCGAAGUAAUGUAAUUUCUUGAACGAAUGUACUGCUUAGCAAAGUAUGAGAAACAAAAUGA
Messenger RNA from Orbicella faveolata, 2989 nucleotides. RefSeq names its product androgen-induced gene 1 protein-like. Lineage: Eukaryota; Metazoa; Cnidaria; Anthozoa; Scleractinia; Merulinidae. The record is from RefSeq and is a predicted model, not a curated record. Gene Ontology annotation, cellular component: membrane; endomembrane system.